ACGCCUUCACUGACCUGCCGUAAAGUGUGGCGUUUCUGUUAUUGAACUACAUCUGAUGUUCUCGCUUUAAUUUAAGUUUAAAUAGCAAGAUUUUGAUCGAUUUAAUCAUAGUUUAUGGCAGAAAUUAAUCCGAGGGUUUGGAUUUUAUUGAAGAGUUGUACAAAAGGAAGGUAAAGGCGAAUAGAAACCAAUGUUGUUGUCGGUUUAGCUUCCUGCCGGCGGCUCCGAGUAAUUUCUGAAGGUCUCACCCAUCAUGCCGGAGCCGGCGCUGCUCGUCCUGUACGGGAGCCAGACCGGGACGGCCCAGGACACGGCCCGGACCGUCGGCCGCCAGGCGCAGAGACGGCACAUGCGCGUCCGCGUGGCGUCACUGGACGACUACAACGUGGCCGAGCUGAUCUCGGAGUCCCUGGUGGUCUUCGUGUGUUCCACCACGGGACAAGGAGAAGCUCCGGACAACAUGAAGAACUUCUGGAGGUUCCUCUUCAGGAAGUCCCUCCCCGGGGACUCGUUGAGCUGCCUGGACUGCGCCGUGCUCGGCCUGGGUGACUCCUCCUACCCCAAGUUUAAUUUCGUGGCCAAGAAGCUCCACAAGCGCCUGCAGCAGCUCGGCGCCAACAUGCUCACGCCGGUGGGGUUGGCGGACGACCAGCACGACGUCGGGCAGGAUGCGGUGAUUCGGCCGUGGCUAGCUGCGUUUUGGGCCGCCGCCGCGGCCCUGCACCCGUCGCUGGCCGCCAUCGCCCCGCUGAGGGACGACCAACCACUUCCCCCGACGUACACGUUCCACUUCCUGGAUGCCGGGACGGACGGCGCGGACGAGCGACCGCGGCUGGGGAUGGGGCCAACAUCCCGGGGGCCACGCCCCUUCCCCGCCAGGAUGACGUCCAACCGACGAGUGACGGCAACGUCGCACUUCCAGGAUGUGCGACUCAUAGACUUUGACAUCACCGGGUCCGACAUCGAAUAUUCCGCCGGGGACGUUGUGAUGAUGCGUCCGUGCAACGCGCCGGAGGAUGUGGAGCUCUUCUGCCAGCUACUCGGGUUGGAUCCAGGGGCCAGAUUUACCCUCAAGGCCACGGGCGAUGCAGCAGUUCCAGAGAGUCUACCUCAGCCCUGCUCGGUGCGCUACCUGGUGGAAUGCUACCUGGAUAUCGCCGCGGUGCCUCGGCGCUCCUUCUUUGAGCUGCUGGCCACGAUGGCUAGCAACGAGCUGGAGGCGGAGAAGUUGCUGGAGUUCAGCUCGGCGGCGGGUCAGGAUGAGCUGCACAGCUACUGCAACCGGCCCAGACGCACGGCGCUGGAGGUCCUGGCAGACUUCCACCACACCGCCAGAGACCUGAACCCGGACCACCUCCUCGACCUCUUCCCCGAGAUCCAGCCCCGCUCCUUCUCCAUCGCCUCCUCCCCCAAGGCUCACCCGGGCCGGCUACAGGUUCUGGUGGCGGUGGUCCAGUACCAAACCAAACUCCACAAACCACGAAGAGGCCUCUGCUCCACUUGGUUAGCCUCACUGGACCCCACACGAGGGGACGUCCACGUUCCCCUCUGGGUGAAGAAGGGAACUCUCAGGUUCCCCCGGGACCAGGACACCCCGGUCAUCAUGGUCGGCCCGGGGACCGGAGUGGCCCCGUUCCGGUCGGUGCUCCACGAGAGGCUCGCCGAGGGGAAAACCGCCAACGUGCUUUUCUUCGGCUGCCGCUCCGAGAACAAGGACUUCUACUUCCAAUCGGAGUGGGAGGACAUGGUGGAGGCGGGACAUCUGAAGCUCUUCACCGCGUUUUCUCGAGACCAGGAGGAGAAAGUGUACGUCCAGCACCGGGUCCAGGAGAACGCCGCCCUCCUGUGGGACCUGAUUUCCAAGAAAGGAGCCUGCGUCUACAUCGCUGGAAACGCGCAGCAGAUGCCGGCCAGCGUCUGCGACGCUCUGACGGAGGCGUUCCGGCGGGAGGGCGGCUUGUCCCAGGAGGACCAUGCUGAGGAGAUGCUGACGGCCAUGGAGAAGACGGGCCGGCUGCAGAGGGAGACCUGGUCCUGAGCCGCUGCCCUGCUCCUCCUCAUGCUGCAAAUGCUGCAUUUCUGCUCAGUCGUACUUUGAUGUUUAUAUUAAAUCAUACUGAGGAGCCAAA
Cololabis saira (Pacific saury) is the source of this 2129-nucleotide messenger RNA. It is a transcript of the gene ndor1, whose product is annotated as NADPH dependent diflavin oxidoreductase 1. Gene Ontology annotation, molecular function: FMN binding; flavin adenine dinucleotide binding; NADPH-hemoprotein reductase activity. Gene Ontology annotation, cellular component: cytosol. The record is from RefSeq and is a predicted model, not a curated record. The transcript has 15 exons. Bases 254 to 2038 code for a protein of 594 amino acids. Lineage: Eukaryota; Metazoa; Chordata; Actinopteri; Beloniformes; Belonidae.